AUGUUUAACUGGGUGGUGAAAGUGGUUCCCCAACUCCCGUCAUCUGAAGGGACGGAUAACGGUGUGAAAACAUCUGCUCCCAGAGUGAAGAGCCCUCCACAGAAAAACGUAGAAGAGGAUUCACAGGACAGCCAGAACCAGACUGGAGUUUUAGGCUGGCUGUCAAAUGGCUUCGUCAGCGCCAUGCCUCAGCCGACCGGCUCCCCUCGACUCAGCCGGUCCGACUCUGAAAGGAUGGGGGAAAGUGAAGAAAGGUCUGGAGUGAUGGGCUGGGUCGCUCAGGGUCUGACAAAGGUGUUGCCUCAGCCUGAUGACAAGUAUAAAGAGAUUGAGGACACUCAGGAGCACACUGAGAUCUACGAGGUAGCAACAAUGCCAGAUUUUGAUCCCCUCCCUCACAUUCCUGUGGUGGAGAUGGAGUCAGAGGAUGAAGAAGAGCCUGAGACUUCUCUAUUUCCUCCUAACGUUGUGAACUGGAUAAAGCAAAUGGUCCCUCAAGCCCUUAUACUGCCCCCUGGUGCCGUACCCUUAGAACCAUCAACCAAGCCCUCCCGCUCUUCUCUGGACAAAAUCUUGUCUCCACCACCUGAGUCUCUCAGUGGAAUCUCAUUGGAUACUGAUGGCAAGGCCCCAAGUAUGGUUGGCUGGUUCAUGUCAGGCCUGGGCCUGAAGAUCCCUCAGCCUGCCGUUCAAACCAAAGAUGAUGCUCAGGGUGCAGCUGAAGUUUUAAAGAAAGCUUCAUCCAAACUCAGGCCUGACAUGGUACUAGAAGACGUGGACUCAGACAACGAGGGGCCGCAGAAACGUAAAGAUCAGUCCACAGUCGCAGCCCCUAACCCAUCAGUGACUACAUCAUCAACAAACACACAGCAGACACAGUCCAAGCCCGAGCCUGAGUCUGAGCCUGGUCAACCAGCAACUUCAGACAGCGGGACAAAAUCUCAAGAAGAUGCUGAGACCCAGACGGGCCGCUGGACGCCGUUCAUUGAAAACAUCAAGAAGGAGGCCGAAGGUGUAGCUAUGGCAAGCAUGGAGGAACGUCUGCUGCAGGAGCGCUCAGAGAUGGUGCUUAUAGCUGAGGAGGUGGCAAGGACCACAGCUGAGAAUGCCAUUAGACAGAUGGCCAGUGAGUCCAUCAAACUCUCCCUGGGGAGUCAAGACCUCCUGGAUGAGGAGGACGAGGAGCCUGAUGCUGAGUUGCAAGAUCAACAAGAAGAGGAGAACGAAGUGGACCAUCAAGGAACACAAAAGGAGCAGAGCAUUUCUGAGGAGGCCGAGGAACCGACCAUUAAGGAACCAGAGCCAAAGGAGCAAUCGAAGCCACAGGGGUCGUCCCCCUCCCCACCUCCAAAACCUGAACCAGUUAAGAUCCAAGAGCCUGAAUCGGAGCCAGAGUCGGAGCCAGAGUCGGAGCCAGAGUCGGAGCCAGAGGCGGAGCCAGAACCAGAACCAAAGACAGAGACAGAGACCCGGGAAGCCAACUCAGGAGCUGAGCCCAUCACCCAGCAGCCGCAGAGGGCAAAGGAAGACGAUCAAAGCAACAACGCUGACAACGCUGCUGAAAAAGAGGAAGCUACUGAGGACAGCUGUGGUGCUCCAGUCAGCUGUGAUGCAUUUAAGAGCUGCCUGAUGCGCCUUCCUCAAACCUCCGAGUGCCUGGGCAACAUCAACGCGUUCUUCAAAGAGAACGGCAUCUCCAUUCCCAAAAUACCCCCCAUGCCUAAUCUACCCACCCAGCUCUCUGACGUUACCAACUACUUACCCUCCCUCCCCCCUGAGUUGCGCCAAGAGCUCUCCCAGAUCCGACUCACCCAGGUCCCCCGAAAUAUCGCCCAGACUCUGACCGAGCUUUUGCCCAAAAACUCUGACGGUUCAGUGGGCCCAGAUCUAUUCCCACGCGGUUGCAGCAGUACUUCCUCAACGUCCAGAACCGCCUCAACAGCCUUAUGCCUCAAGAUGCCUAAGAAACAACAACAACAACAGCAAAAACAGAAGCAAGACAAGAAUCAGCAUGACGUAGAACUGAACCGGCUCGUCCGGCCCUCCCCUCUCUCUCCUGCUCAUCUCCGGUCCCGCACCCCGUCUCCAUCCUCCCUCAACGGCAGCACCCUCGAGUUGCCCAAUGUGCCAUCCUACCCGCGCCUGCCGCCAAUCGUCAGCCCCCCCUCAAAGCAGCUCAACUCAGCGUCCCGCCAGCUCUCAGGUCUCUCUAACCCGGCGUUCUUCAUAGAAGACGACUCAGACAUUCCAGCAAUAAGACCUGCAGAGAGUUCUAGCCUCAGCCUUCGGCCAGCUGUCAAUGUAGAAGAUGUCGACUCCGACCAUGAGAGAGGAGGUGAAGGAGGAGCAGGAGGAGGUGGGGAGGGUCAGAGCCAUAUCCCCCAAAUCCUCGGCCCCCAGGACCCCAAAAUCACAACCCUCACUGUCCCUGUGACCCCUUCAGGAGGUCGCCAAAGCAAAGGAGACAAAGACAGUGGGAGGAAUCGUAGGAGUAUAUGGACUAAGAUUAGGACCCUUCACUCUCAAAGUGAAGAUGAUGAUGAAGAAGGAAGCACCCACGUCAGAGCCUGGCCCAGCCAGUCCAGCCUGCACAGCUCAGAAGACAUAAUGAGAGAGCGGCCAGCAUCGUCGGCCAGUCAGACCAGUACGGUGGUGAACGAGCGUCUCCAGGAGCUGGUCCGGAUGUUUAAAGAAAGAACGGAGAAGGCGAAGGAGAAACUCAUAGACCUGGACAGCUCUGAUGAAGACAGCAUCGUCCCCUCUCCUCCUCAGACUUCGACUGCUCAGCCUGAAGCUCAGCCAGUGGUCGGAGGAGAGAAGGAGGAAGAGGCAGGCCCCUCAGGAGGAAGAGGAGGAGGAGGAGGAGUGGAGAGUGGAGUGGAGGAGCAGCAGUCUGGCCGCUGCUGCAAGGUGAAAGCUCCUCGGUGGAUACUCGCUUGUGUGCACUACCGCUUCCCUGCCAGCAUCGACCCUUUCACCAACUUGAUGUACGUGCUGUGGAUGUUUUUGGUCUCUUUUGCGUGGAACUGGAACGCUUGGUUCAUCCCGGUACGCUGGGCCUUCCCCUACCAGACCCCCGACAACAUUUACUACUGGCUGCUGACCGACUACCUGUGUGACCUCAUCUACAUCCUGGACAUGACCAUCUUCCAGCCGCGCCUGCAGUUCGUCCGUGGAGGAGACAUAGUGUGUGACAAAAAAGAGAUGAGAAAGAAUUACAUGAAAACCAAACGCUUCAAGUAUGACUUAGCCAGCCUUGUUCCCCUGGAGAUCUUCUAUUUUAAAACUGGCAUCAACCCUCUGCUUCGUUUACCCCGGCUGCUGAAGAUAAACUCCUUCUUUGAGUUCAACGAGCGUCUAGAGGCCAUCUUGACCAAAGCCUACAUCUACAGGGUGAUCCGCACCACCACCUACCUUCUCUACUGUCUCCACUGUAAUGCCUGCCUGUACUACUGGGGCUCUGCCUACACAGGGCUGGGCUCCACAAAGUGGGUGUACAACGGCAAAGGCAACAGUUACAUUCGCUGUUACUACUUUGCUGUGAAGACCCUGAUCACCAUUGGUGGUCUGCCGGACCCCACCACCCUGUUUGAGAUUGUCUUUCAACUCAUCAACUACUUUGUUGGAGUCUUUGCCUUCUCAAUCAUGAUUGGACAGAUGCGUGAUGUGGUCGGCGCAGCCACUUCAGGUCAGACUUACUACCGCACAUGUAUGGACAACACCAUUAAAUACAUGUCCUCAUAUCGCAUCCCCAAAGACGUGCAGAACCGUGUCAAAACCUGGUACAACUACACCUGGCAAUCACAAGGCAUGCUGGAUGAGCAGGAGCUGCUGACUCAGCUGCCAGAUAAAAUGCGUCUGGACAUCGCUAUAGAUGUCAACUACUCCAUCGUCAGCAAAGUCGCUCUUUUUCAGGGUUGUGACAGACAGAUGAUCUUUGACAUGCUGAAAAGCCUUCGCUCAGUUGUCUACCUGCCUGGGGAUUAUGUCUGCAAAAAGGGGGAGGUGGGUCGUGAGAUGUACAUCAUAAAGGCGGGGGAGGUGCAGGUGGUCGGGGGACCGGAUGGAAGGACUGUGUUUGUCACUCUCAGAGCGGGAUCAGUCUUCGGGGAGAUCAGUUUGCUUGCAGUGGGUGGGGGUAACAGGCGCACAGCAAAUGUUAUCGCUCAUGGAUUUGCCAACCUCUUCAUCCUGGACAAAAAAGACCUGAAUGAGAUCCUGGUGCACUACCCAGAGUCCAAGAAACUGCUCCGCAAGAAGGCCAGGAAGAUGCUUACCAAGGGAAAGAAACCUGAGCCCAAAGAAGAGCCUAAAGGUCCCCCUCAGGCCCCGGCAGCCCCUGUAAGACCGGAAACGCCCAAACUGCUGAGAGCAGCCCUGGAGAUGGCAGAGAGAUCCACAGGACUUAAAGGAGCUCUGGCUAAAGUCAAAGAGAAGACCAACAAGUCCAGUGUCUCAUUACAGCCCUCCGUCUGCUCCUCCCUGCCUCCUCCAUCUCCCUCCUGCAGCUCCGGCCCUGACAGAGACGAGGACACACCGUCACCUCUCUCCACCAGCUCUGCCACAUUUCGCUCUGCCUCCCGUUGCUGCAACAACAACAACAACUCUGCGAUGCCUCGCUCUGCGUCACAGUGCCACGGCAAUUCGGAGGAAAUGCUCACAAUGGACCAAGGAGAGGAGAGUGUGAGCGAAACUGAAGGGAACGAGGGUGGGAAGAGGAAAGAAAAAAAGUUGUGAUAAUUAUUUAAAGGACAAAGCAAGAACUGGAUAACAAUCCUGAAUAGGAGAGGGGACAUUGGUGUGAUGGAAGGGAAAUAGAGAUCGCUUUAAAGGGGCCCUAUCAUGCAUUUAUGAGCUCUGGUUUCAGACAGAGGGUGAAAAGAGGUGCUGCAGCACAGGCAGUAUGAUGAAAAUAAAGAGCUUUUUGAACAUUAAAGCAUGGAGACACGUCACAGUAGAGGCUCAAAAUACAAAUAUCAACCUGAAAAUGAGCAAAAUAGGGCCCCUUCAAAGGGAAAAAUAGAGGGAUAUAUGACAUAAACUGACAGAAUGGCGGUAAUAAAGAGAGAGAGAAGUGUUGUAAAUGAACAUGUACAAAACUGUCAUGUCUUGAUGUCAGCCUGAUCUGCUAGUGGGAGUUGUGUGGGACAAACAUAUUAAGGUAGUACUGUAUUCGUCUCUGACCUACUAAUCCAAUGUGUACAGUUUAGACUUGUUGCCUGCUAUAUUUGGACUUUUGUGUCAAAUGUCUUCGACACUGAUUCUCUAUUAGUUGCUUUUUUAGUUUUUUAUCAACCUCCACACACUGUGUUCAAAUGUAUUCUUGUCAUUAUAAGAUCACCAAACGUAGGAGCAAGCCUUCCCCACCUCUUCAGACUUAAAGCACAUUUUCAUAAUCUUCUCUGAGUUUACAGUACAGAUUUCAAUGUAGCUAUUCUUUUACUUCUUGCUACAUCUUGUCUUUCUGAAACAAAUGUUUUUGCUGUUGUUGUCCGCUGACUGUUCACAGAUUAUUUUGUAAACUUGAAAGAACAAUCUGCCUUAUCUGUGUUGUUAUUUACAUUUGUGUUGUGUUGUGUUGUGUGAGUAGCUUGCACUGCUGAUGUUUCCACAAGUUGGUUUGAACAGCAGAGACCUAGUGAAACUGUAUUUCAGGUUUUAACAUGAUCAUCAUGUUUUUAUUGUUUAUUUUGUACAAUAUUGUAAAUAUAUUUGUUUUUGGAAAUGUAGCUGAAUCACAUUUCAAUGUAAAUUCACUGCAGUGUCACAACAUGUACAUAGAUUCUGAUAAUAGUAAAUGUUUAAUCUGUUUUUAAUCACAUUUUUUUGUGUGAUUGUUAAGUUAUUGAUAGAGCCUCAGGAAUGGGGCCCAUAAACCAGCUAACCAUACUGCCAGACAAUCUGUAGAAAGAAUUAUAAAUGUUGUAUAAUUGUAUCUUUUGCAGUGUGUGUGUGUGUGUGUGUGUGUGUGUGUGUGUGUGUGUGUGUGUGUGUGUGUGUG
This is a messenger RNA of Trematomus bernacchii (emerald rockcod), 6001 nucleotides long. Its product is annotated as cyclic nucleotide-gated cation channel beta-1-like. Gene Ontology annotation, biological process: monoatomic cation transmembrane transport; retina homeostasis. NCBI's taxonomy places the organism in Eukaryota, Metazoa, Chordata, Actinopteri, Perciformes, Nototheniidae. Gene Ontology annotation, molecular function: intracellularly cGMP-activated cation channel activity; intracellularly cAMP-activated cation channel activity; cGMP binding. The transcript has 37 exons. Bases 1 to 4737 code for a protein of 1578 amino acids. The record is from RefSeq and is a predicted model, not a curated record. Gene Ontology annotation, cellular component: photoreceptor outer segment; intracellular cyclic nucleotide activated cation channel complex; plasma membrane.